UCCGUGUGUUGAAGGGAACGAACCUAAAAAGUCAGUUGGCACCGAAGUCGGAAGUUGCUUCUCGAAGGGUUGAGAGAGACAUGAGCGUUCAAUUGAGAAAUGCGUUUUCAAUUUAUUUAUUUAUUCGUUUCAAAGAGGAAGUCUCCCCUUCUGACAUGGUCUUUUUCUUCUUCUUUUUUUUUUUUUCGGCUUCAUGACAUUUACAAUGUUUGAUUGUAAUCGCAUUUUUUUCAUUGUUUUUUGGGGGGCUUUUUGAAAUCGGUAUCAAUUGACGACUGGGUCGAUUGAGGAUGAAUCUGUAGUGGCAACCAUCGAGUCCGAUUUAUUGACGCAUAAGAUUCAACAAGCUCCAUCCACGUGCAACCAAAUAAAUAUUGAGCAUUUUGCCUCAACCUUGGACACUUUUCUUCACUAUUCUCACUGCCGCACUUGAAAUCAAUAAUGACAAAGAAAGGCCUCGUCAACUACAACCUUUACUUGGUUACUGAUUCCACUCCCGAGAUUCUCGGUGGUAGGGACAUCUGCCAAGUGGUCGAGGAGGCCAUCGAGGGCGGGGUCACAAUUGUGCAAUAUCGGGACAAGAAGAGCGACACGGCAGUCCUGAUUGAGGUCGCUCAGAAGCUGCAUCGUAUCACACGCAGGCACAAUGUUCCUCUGCUCAUCAACGACCGAGUCGACGUUGCCCUUGCCAUUGGCUGCGAGGGUGUCCAUCUUGGGCAGGAUGACAUGUGCUUGGUGACGGCCCGGAGACUGCUGGGACCGGAUGCUAUCAUCGGUAUCUCGGCGAGUACGCGGGAGGAAGCCCUGACGGCAUGCGCGGACGGCGCUGACUACUUGGGUAUCGGUGCCGUGUUUUCCACCAACACAAAAACAAACACAAAGCACAUCCUAGGCCCAGUCGGCAUCAAGCACCUCUUGGAGGUCAUGCACAAUGAAGGCUUUGGCCACGUGCAGACGGUUGCGAUAGGGGGAAUCAACGCGACCAAUGUACAAAGAGUCCUGUUCCAGUCCGCUACGCCUGGCAAGAAGGGUCUCGACGGGCUGGCUAUCGUCAGCGCCAUCAUGGCAGCGCCCAGUCCUCGAGAGGCCUCCAAAAACCUCCUACGGCUCAUCAAGGAGCCCUCUGCGGCACUCAAGAACACCAUGCAGGCGAGUGAGCCUGGCGAAAUUCUCGCCCUGGUGCCUGCCAUCAUCAAGGCCGUACACGAUUCCACCCCACUAUCCCACAACAUGACCAACCUGGUCGUGCAAAACUUCGCUGCCAACGUUGCGCUGGCCGUCGGCGCCUCGCCCAUCAUGGCAAACUAUGGUGAGGAGGCAGCCGACUUGGCCAAACUCGGUGGCGCCUUGGUCAUCAACAUGGGAACGGUCACGCCCGAAGGAAUAGAGAACUAUGUCAAGGCUCUGAGGGCGUACAAUGCCGCCGAGCGUCCAGUUGUUUUGGAUCCAGUGGGAGCCGGGGCAACGACUGUACGUCGAGAAGCAGUCAAGACCAUCCUCAGCGCUGGCCACGCGUCUGUAAUCAAGGGUAACGAAGGCGAGAUCGCCGCCGUUCUGGCGUCCACCACGCCCUUCUCCAACGGCGACACGGGACCCCAGCAGCGCGGCGUCGACAGCGUCUCCACUCUACCCGACGACGAAGCUCGAGCUCGCCUCGCCGCAAGGCUUGCCGCACAGCAACGCGGUUCCGUCGUCGUCAUGACGGGUCCUACAGACUUUGUAUCCGACGGAGAGCGCACCUUUGCCAUUGUGCAGCACGGCGACCCCAUCCUGGGCCGCGUCACCGGGACCGGCUGCUGCCUCGGCACCGUCAUCAGCGCUAUGCUCUGUCCCGGCGCCCCCGGAAGUACCGAUAAGCUCGUCGCCGUUGUGGCGGGGAUCCUGCUCUAUGAGAUCGCCGCCGAAGUUGCCGCCGGUCGCUGCCAGGGCCCGGGUUCGUUUGUGCCUGCAUUCAUUGACGCCCUGGAUGAGCUGAGGAGAGCCGCUGCGGGUGGCGACGUCAAGUGGAUGAGCCAUGCCAAAAUCAUCAAGAUGUCAAUAGAGUAGUAUGGCCCUGGUUUUCCUCCAUGGAUCACAUGAGCGACCAGCAGAAAGCUAGGCAAUCUUUGGGAAAGUCAGUGCCGUUGCUGAGGGAAUAAAUGUUUUGGCUAAUUUAAACCCUUCUAAACUGAUCCAUUCGAUGACCUCUUUGUCCAACUUGCUUGUGGGGGUGUAUGUAUAAAGGCAG
Molecule: messenger RNA, 2227 nt
Organism: Pyricularia grisea
Lineage: Eukaryota; Fungi; Ascomycota; Sordariomycetes; Magnaporthales; Pyriculariaceae
Exons: 4
Coding region: 442-2046 (534 amino acids)
Biological process (GO): thiamine biosynthetic process
Cellular component (GO): cytoplasm
Molecular function (GO): ATP binding; magnesium ion binding; thiamine-phosphate diphosphorylase activity
Source: RefSeq, a predicted model, not a curated record